AUCUCUUGCCAGCUUUUCCUUUUUCUCGCUCUUCUCUCUCUCUCUCCAAAGUCCAUACUUUUUGAUUUGUGGAAUUACUCUUGUUCCUACCUGCUUCAGCACAGCCUCCUCAAUCUCCUCCUAUUGUUCUUUCUCUUUUUGUUUUUUUAUAAUAAAAAGAUUCAGUUUUGUGUGUUGUCGCUGAUACCCAUUUGCAUUUUGUAUUCUGGGUCAAUGCUGUCAUGUUCUCUGCAAAUUAGGGUUUCAAUCCGUGCUCCGGAGUGAUUGAUUCUGUUUCAUGUGUUGAAAAGGAAUGUAGCUGGAAAAGAUUGUGUUUGUUCUGAAUAAUAAAAAUUUCAUCUUCAUUGUUGGGGAUGCUACGGAUUUUGUAAAUUUAGCACCUUUUUUUUUUCUUUUUUUGAUUUGGCCCUUAUCCCGGAUUUGUUUCCUUAAUCCCCUUUUGCGGCUAAUCGGAUGAAUAUAUUGGUAAAUCCCAUUGGAUUUGAGUGGAUUCUCCAAUAAAGGUUGGAAUUUUUUUAUCUGCUGGAUCCCUUUGGGCACAAAAUUGGUGGUGAAAUUGGGAACAAAUCUGAACAGAAAAAGGCUCUCUGUAGUUACUCGGUGUGGGUGGAUUGAAUGUCUUCUUUGAUGAUGGAUCAUGUUAUUGGUGGGAAGUUUAAACUGGGAAGGAAAAUUGGGAGUGGGUCUUUUGGGGAGCUUUAUAUAGCUGUUAAUAUACAAACCGGAGAGGAGGUGGCUGUCAAGCUGGAACCUGUGAAGACCAAGCAUCCCCAGCUUCACUAUGAGUCAAAAUUGUAUAUGCUUCUUCAAGGAGGAACGGGGAUUCCCCAUCUCAAGUGGUUUGGAGUAGAGGGAGACUACAAUGUCAUGGCAAUUGAUCUUCUUGGACCAAGUCUGGAAGAUUUGUUCAAUUAUUGCAACCGGAAGUUAACAUUGAAGACAGUGUUAAUGCUUGCUGAUCAAUUAAUUAACAGAGUUGAAUAUAUGCAUUCUAGAGGUUUCCUUCACCGUGACAUCAAGCCAGACAAUUUUUUAAUGGGCCUAGGACGUAAAGCAAACCAGGUGUACAUCAUUGACUAUGGCCUUGCAAAAAAAUAUAGGGAUCUUCAGACUCAUAGGCACAUACCAUACAGGGAAAACAAGAACCUUACAGGCACAGCCCGGUAUGCAAGUGUCAACACCCAUCUUGGAAUUGAACAAAGCAGAAGGGAUGAUCUGGAAUCUCUUGGUUAUGUGCUCAUGUACUUCUUAAGAGGAAGUCUUCCCUGGCAGGGACUGAAGGCUGGCACCAAAAAACAAAAAUAUGAUAAAAUCAGUGAGAAGAAAAUGUCAACUUCGUUAGAGGGGCUCUGCAAGUCAUAUCCCUCAGAGUUUGUAUCAUAUUUUCAAUAUUGCCGAACAUUGCGAUUUGAAGACAAGCCUGAUUAUUCAUAUUUAAAGAGGCUGUUUCGAGAUUUAUUUAUUAGAGAAGGCUAUCAAUUUGACUAUGUUUUUGAUUGGACUAUAUUGAAGUAUCCGCAGAUUGGCGGCAGCAGCUCUAGAGGGCGGCAUGAAAGUGGCAAGGCAGCUAUGCAUGCAGGACCAUCUGUACAAAAGCCAGAAAAAGUAUCAGUUGGGAAAGAGAUUCGAGAAAAAUUCUCUGGUGCUGUUGAAGCUUUCUCCCGGAGGAACCCAACAAGUCCUAGUCCUCGUGGUGAUCACUCCAAACGUAGGAGUUUUGAGGAAGUAGCAGUACACAAAGAUGUGUAUCAUGAUCAAGAGAAGGGACGCAAUUCGUCCCGAUAUGGCAGCAGUUCAAGAAGACCCAUAAUCUCAUUGUCAACCAGGCCAAGUUCCUCUGGUGAUCAUACUGACAGUCGUACUGGCCGGCUAACCUCAAGUGGAAGCCGACAAUCUGCCACACAUAGAAAUAUUCAACCUAUGCACGAGACAAAACAACCAACUUACACACGCUCUGGAUCCACCAGAGGCAACCGUGAUGAUCCUCUGCGGAGUUUUGAGCUCCUCUCUAUCAGGAAGUAACAAGUAUAUCCAGUUUCAAUUUGUUACAAAGACAUUUUCUAAAUUCUAAUGCACUUGUUUAUCCAAGAACUAUCAAUCUCGAGCAUUAUGGAAUCAUGUUCAUGUAUAUUAUUGAAUUGCCAUGAGCCAUGCGGUCAUAAUCAACUUGACUUCCUGUUACCAAUUUGUGAACCAAGGUGGACUAUUUUCUGCCCCCUCCUAGAUUAUGCCUUCGGAAGAAGAUUUCUCGGAUGUUGUAUCAUGUUCCUAAAACAUGCUUCUGAGAACUCAACCAGGGGUCCUCUCCUUUUUACUAGAAAAGAUUUGUUUUCUUUUUUUUUGAAACAAAAUAGAGUAAAGUAGAGUUGUAGUUUAUGAUACAAUUGUUAUUGGUUUUUCGCAAUGAGACCCAACACUGCCUCUAUGUUUCCCAUGUUAUGAGUGGAAUUAUUGAUGUUAGAAAUUGGUCUCAAGCUACAAAAGCUGUUCGAGAUCUUUCAUUAUUCA
Messenger RNA from Glycine soja, 2508 nucleotides. Its product is annotated as casein kinase 1-like protein 6. Gene Ontology annotation, biological process: endocytosis; signal transduction; peptidyl-serine phosphorylation. The transcript has 14 exons. The record is from RefSeq and is a predicted model, not a curated record. Lineage: Eukaryota; Viridiplantae; Streptophyta; Magnoliopsida; Fabales; Fabaceae. The coding region runs from base 616 to 2022 and encodes 468 amino acids. Gene Ontology annotation, cellular component: nucleus; cytoplasm. Gene Ontology annotation, molecular function: protein serine/threonine kinase activity; ATP binding.